AUGUUUGGAAUGUAUAAAGCAUCAAAUGCUGUUAAAAUAAGCAACAAGGCAGAAAUCAGUAACGAGGCGUUAGAAACAGACAGUUCUAUUUAUGUCGUUAAAAGAGCGCGCAAUAUUGGUGAUGUGAAUGAAAGAGAACAGGCGAAUAACAAAGACCGUAAUAAUGUAAAUUGUGAAUCGACAGGUGCCGCUGCAAAUUUAAAUUCCAAUGCUUCCUCUCCGCCUUGCUCUCCAUCAAACUCUACCAUUAUCGAGUCAUUAUUUUCACCACGUGCCGACGUAGAUUUGCAUAGCCAGUGGAAAACGUUCAAAUCACGUUCAUUGGACAAGGGAAAAGUUACGAACAAAAGCGUAUUAUUUAGUCGCUUUUUUGACAAGGUUAACCAAAAAAGAGAACCCCGUUAUGAAGAUAACAAGAAUAAUGCGAAAAAUAAAAACGAGCACAUUAAUGAUGAACGUAAAGACGAUUGUACCCAAACGCACGAACUAGAAGAUGUACAAGAAGAGGUUGUAAACCCACCCAAACAGACAAAAUCUAUUGAAGACACAUAUAAUUACGCAAGCACAGUAGCAGAUGAAUUCAAAAAGUUACCUGCUAAGACCCUUAACACCGAUAAUUCUGAAGUUGAGCGUGGCAUUUACAAUUUUUAUAACAACUGUGACAGCAAUGAUAAGGACUACGGCUAUCACGUUAGCAAUAUUAACGAUAAUAACACCGAUGACAUUUUGGGGGAUUGUUUCGGCGGUUACCCAGACUACAAAAGCGGUGGCUUUUUGUCCUCAACUAUAAUUGGCGAUUGCGAAAGUCGACAAGCUCAAGCUGCAAACUGUGCAGGAAACGGGAAUGUUUCUAGUCCGGCAAUUCAUAUGUCCGGUACUUUUAAUGAAAGUAAUCAUACUGAUUACAAUGGAUAUAACUUUAUGCCAAGUUCGUCAAAAACAGAUUUUCCUUGGACUAAUACUGGCGAAGAUGACUUGCAUGCAUGUGGACAAUAUAGAUUCGAAAGUCGCUUAUUUGACUGGUGGGGAGAGGAUCAAAAAAUAUCUCCGGUAAUCGGUUCGUCCUCGUUGACGUUACCGGGUUAUUCUUAUCAAGACUUUGAGUUAUUUAGUGAUGGGUGUGGAAAUUUCUUUGACAAGCGUAUAAAUGGCGGAUUUUAA
Messenger RNA from Paraglomus brasilianum, 1161 nucleotides. The record is from the annotation of a GenBank genome assembly. NCBI's taxonomy places the organism in Eukaryota, Fungi, Glomeromycota, Glomeromycetes, Paraglomerales, Paraglomeraceae.